AUAAUUAUUAUGUAUAGUUUUAUUUUUCGCCAGCCACAUUCUUUAUCCACACACUACAAAAGAUACCUUGCUCUAUGCUCCCUCGGAAAAAGUGUUUCUCUCUCCUCUCUCUCUCUCUCUCUCUCUCUCUCAAUAUCAUUUUCGCCUUUCAGCUUUUUUUCCCGCUCUCUAACCUUCUUUCUGGAUGAAGGGUUGUCAGUUUAAUUACCUUAUUCUUUUUCAAUUAAUAUCCUGAUGGUGUUUCCGGCAAAGUGAAGAAGAAGAAGAACCAGUACCACCGAUGAAUAAAAGAGCUGCCAUUAUUAACAUUACCUCCAACAAAGCCCCUUUGCAUCCUCAAUAUGGGAAGAAGAUGGAAUUGCAGGGGCACAAAUCACAACCACCUCCGCACAGUAAUAAUAACAAGCGCCGUUCAACACGAGAAAGAAAAUUGGCCUUGCUCCAAGAUGUUGAUAACCUAAAGAAGAAGCUGAAAUACGAAGAAAAUGUGCACAGAGCUCUGGAAAGAGCUUUCACCAGACCCUUGGGUGCCCUACCUCGUCUUCCUUCUUAUCUCCCUCAAUAUACACUUGAGCUUCUAGCAGAAGUGGCUGUAUUGGAGGAGGAGGUAAUUAGGCUUGAAGAACAGAUUGUGAUAUUCAGACAAGGUUUAUAUAAAGAAGCUGUAUCUAUAUCCUCCACAAAGAGUUCCGAAAAUUCGACACCCUCGAAAAAAACCGAGGUUUCGAAUACGAAUCAUCCCAAACAUAGGCACUCGAAAUCAUCAUCGCAAAUCAAUCUCAAUUUUGGAUCCUUCGAUCCGCAACCUUCGCCUUCUCUCUCUAGAAUUGCUUCUCUCUCAUCGGACGUAUCGAAAUCGAGGCCGCAGCCGAAUCCCACGAAGAUCCAGUGUAGGAAUGUAGAGCAAGCACAAGAGAGUUCGUUCGGUUCUUGUGAUGUCGAUGUCGAGAGUGAGGCGAAUAAAUUGUCUGAAGAUAUUUUAAAGUGCUUGAUCAACAUCUUUGUAAGAUUGAGCCCAUCGAAAGCGAAGACGAUGGAUUUGGAAUAUUCCUUUUGUUCUUCUUUGGCAGCAAAAUCAUCCAACGAGGAUUCCGAUUUUCGUGAUCCUUAUUGCAAUUUUACAGAGUACAAGAGGAGGGAAAUCGGGCCGUAUAAACAUCUUUACGUAAUAGAAUCACGAUCUGUCGAUCUCAGCCGAAGAAAAAACGCCUCGUUCUUGAUCCGUAGACUUAAGAUUCUACUAGACAAGCUAGCAAAUGUUGGAUUAGAUGGUCUAAUAAGCCAUCAGCAGAAGCUUGCAUUCUGGAUAAACAUCUACAACUCUUGUAUCAUGAAUGCAUUUUUGGAGCAUGGAAUAUCCGACGAAAGUUCGGAUGCGAUCAUGGUGCAAAUGCAGAAGGCGGCAAUAAAAGUUGGGGGGCAUGUGCUAAAUGCACUUAUGAUCGAACACCUUAUCUUGAGACUUCCGUAUCACUUGAAAUAUACUUGCUCGAAACCAGCAAAGAACGAUGAAAAGACGAAAGGGCUUGGUCUUGAAUGGUGCGAACCACUCGUCACGUUUGCCCUAUCCUGUGGAAGCUGGUCCUCCCCUGCUGUGAGGAUAUACACGGCAUCUCAAAUCGAAACGGAAUUGGAAACGGCGAAACGGGACUAUUUACAAGCAGCGGUUGCCAUCUCAGCAUCAAAUAAGUUAGUUAUUCCAAAGAUAUUGGAUUGGUACCUUCUCGAUUUUGCAAAGGACUUGGACGGGUUGGUCGAUUGGAUUUGCAUGCAGCUACCGAACGAGCAAAGAAACGAAGCACUCAAAUGCCUCGAGACGAAAGGGAAACAACCUUUGUCGAAAUUAGUACAAGUGAUGCCGUACAAUUUUAGUUUCAGAUACCUUGUGCAUCGAUGAUUAAUAAGAAAAGGGAAAAUAAAAAUAAAAAUAAAAAUACGAGGUGUUUUUUUUUUUUUUUUUUUUUUUUUGGCAUUUGAACAUUGAUAAAUGCAGAGUUGUAUACCUAGUAUAGAUUAUGAAGAGUGUUCAAUCUGGGUCCAACCGGGUUUUUGAUUUUUAAUUAUUUAUAGUUAUAAAAUAACUAUGUGAAAAAUA
Messenger RNA from Erythranthe guttata (spotted monkey flower), 2095 nucleotides. RefSeq names its product ternary complex factor MIP1 leucine-zipper protein (Protein of unknown function, DUF547). NCBI's taxonomy places the organism in Eukaryota, Viridiplantae, Streptophyta, Magnoliopsida, Lamiales, Phrymaceae. The record is from RefSeq and is a predicted model, not a curated record.